This is a messenger RNA of Gongylonema pulchrum, 321 nucleotides long. NCBI's taxonomy places the organism in Eukaryota, Metazoa, Nematoda, Chromadorea, Rhabditida, Gongylonematidae. The record is from the annotation of a GenBank genome assembly.
AUGGAAGUAAGGAAUCCAGUGCAGAGCCUACUGAUGUUCCGGUUAUCAGUUCGCUUAUGCGAGAUCUAUUUGUAUAAGUGUAAGGCGCCAAAUGCAAGCUGUUUUGUUUUUAUCGUAUGGAAAAUUGGUUUUAUUCAGAACGUGAAUUUCCUGCUGUCGAAAAUCGGACUCACCAAUCCAGGCGGUUAUUUCGUGCAAGAUUUAUGGAGCGGCAGGCAUAAAGGCCUUUUUAGGCCCAACGACGAGUACUAUACGACAGUGAAUCCAACUGGUAUUGACUUCAUCAAAGCUACACUACCCGACUUAUACAGCGGAUGGUGA